GAUGAGGGCGGGGGAGAGAGUGGCGUGGCCGAGAGAGAGGGGAGGAGGCGUGGGAAGGAGACAAAAACAGCUUCCAAGCAGCUGCCUGCAGGCGCGGCUCCACUGGGCAUCUGGGCAGGAGGGGUCUCUGGAUCAGUGGCUGGGGAGCCGCCCAGGUUGAUUUGGUUUCUAGCUAGCAAUUCAAUGGGGCCGGUUUACUGCUGAGCCAUCCUGGCCCGAAGGGGCAGCAGCUAGUGAGGACAGACGCCAGGCUAGCAACACCUCCUAAGCAACCAGAGCUGAGGAGACCAGAGAUUGGUGAAGACACAAACCCAAGAGAAGGAAAGGCCUCCAGGGAACCUUGCUUCACAGGGUUCCCACGGGGUGCUGGUGGAGACCUGUCCCUGGGUUGCAAGUACAAAAUUGGAAAUGUUGGAUUCUACGGAACCAAAGGGCCUUGUCCCUUUCACUGAAGAAUCUCUUAAACUUAUAAAACAGCAUAUUGCUAAAAAACACAAUGAGGAACAUGAAGAAGAUGAUUUAAAGCCGGACUCUGCCUUGGAAGUUGGCAAAAAGCUUCCAUUUAUUUAUGGAGAACUUUCUCGAGGAAUGGUGUCAGAGCCCUUGGAAGAUGUGGACUCAUACUACUACGUGAAAAAAAAUACUUUCAUGGUGUUAAAUAAAAAGAGAACAAUCUUUAGGUUCAAUGCUGCUUCCAUCUUGUGCACAUUGUCUCCUUUCAGUCCCAUCAGAGGAACAACUAUCAAGGUUUUGGUGCAUCCCUUUUUCCGACUGUUAAUUUUAAUUAGCGUCCUCACUGAUUGCAUAUUUAUGACUAUGACUAAUUGGUCAAUAUGGAUAACAGCAAUUGAGAAUACUUUACUUGGAAUUUACACAUUUGAAAUACUUGUCAAAAUCAUUGCAAGAGGCUUCUGGGCAGGAUCUUUUUCUUUCCUUGCGGAUCCAUGGAACUGGCUUGAUUUCGGUGUAACCUUAUUUGAGAUUAUAACAAGAUAUUCACCUCUAAACUUCGUUCUAAAUCUUAAAACUGUAAGAACUUUGAGAAUUUUGAAAAUUAUUCCUUUAAACCAAGGACUGAAGUCCCUUGUAGAGACCCUGAUCCAGUGCUUGAAGAAACUUUUUGGUGCCAUUAUCUUAACUCUGUUUUUUCUGAGCGUAUUUUCUCUAAUUGGAAUGGGACUCUUCAUGGGCAACCUAAAGCAUAAAUGCUUGCGAUGGCCCCAAGAAGAUGAAAAUGAAACCCUGCACAACCGAACUGGAAACCCAUAUUACAUUCGAGAAACAGAAAACUUUUACUACUUGGAAGGGGAACGCUAUGCUCUCCUUUGUGGCAACACAACAGAUGCUGGUCAGUGUCCUGAAGGAUAUGUGUGUGUAAAAGCUGGCUUAAAUCCUGAUCUUGGCUACACAAAUUUUGACAACUUUGGGUGGGCUUUACUUGCCCUAUUUCGAUUAAUGACUCAGGAUUACCCUGAAGCACUUUAUCACCAGAUUCUUUAUGCUUCUGGGAAGAUCUACAUGAUAUUUUUUGUUGUGGUCAGCUUUUGGUUUGCCUUUUAUUUGGCAAGUUUGUUCUUGGGCAUACUUGCCAUGGCCUAUGAAGAAGGAAAACAUGCAACUGAUGAAAAAUCUAAGAAGGAACCAACAUUUCAACAGCCUAUAAGCAAACUUCAAGAAGGAAGCGAAGAAGCUGAGAGUAAAACCACACAAAUAGAAAUGAAGAAAAGAUCACCAGCUUCCAUGAACACAUCUUUGGAUGUAUUGGAAGAAGAUACCCUCAGACAUAAAGAAGAACUUAAAAAAUCCAGGAAGAAGUGCCCAUUGUGUUGGUAUAGGUUUUCCAAAUUUUUUUUGAUCUGGAAUUGUUCUCCCUGUUGGUUAAAAUUGAAAGAAUUUGUCCAUAGGCUCAUAACAGACCCAUUUACUGAUCUUUUUCUUCUCAUAUGCAUAAUAUUAAACAUAUAUUUUUUGGCCUGGGAACACUAUCCAAUGAGUGAUGACCACAGCUAUCUGCUAAGCAUUGGCAACUUGGUUUUCCUUGGAAUUUUUACAGCAGAAAUGAUUUUUAAAAUAAUUGCCAUGAAUCCAUAUUGGUAUUUCCAAGUAGGCUGGAACAUUUUUGAUAGUUUAAUUGUGUUACAAGGUUUAGCAGAACUUUAUCUAGCAAAUAUUGAAGGAUUGGCCCUUUGUCAAUCAUUCAGGAUGUUGCGUGUUUUCAAGUUGGGGAAAUAUUGGCCAACAUUUGAAAUAUUGAUGCUGACUCUUGGAAACUCACUGUCGGCCCUGAAAGACUUGAUUCUGCUGUUGUUCACGUUCAUAUUCUUUUCUGCUGUGUUUGGCAUGAAGUUGUUUGGUUGGAGUUACAAAGCAUGUGUCUGCCGCAUAGAUGAAAACUGUCAACUCCCACGCUGGCAUAUGCAUGACUUCUUUCAUUCCUGCCUUAAUGUGUUCCGAAUUCUCUGUGGAGAGUGGAUAGAAACCUUGUGGGACUGCAUGGAGGUAGCAGGACAACCCUGGUGCAUCUCUUUUUACAUGAUGGUCAUUUUAAUUGGAAACUUACUGGUACUUUACCUCUUUCUGGCACUGGUGAGUUCAUUUAGUUCUUACAAAGACUCAACAAGUGAAGAGAACAAUGAAGUAAAAAAUAUACAGCUUGCAAUGGCAAGGAUUAAGAAAGGAGUAAACUAUGUGCUUCAUAAAAUAUUGUGCAAAAAGCAGAAUGUUCCACAGGAAACAACGGACCAUGUAAAUGAUACAUAUGUUAAAGAGAACAUUUCUGACCAUACUCUUUCUGAAUUCAGCAACACUCAAGUUUUCCUCAAAGAUAAAGAAAAGAGCAGUGGCACAGAGAAAAACACAAUGACUGACAAUGAAAGCCAGUCACUUAUCCCCAGCCCCAGUGUCUCAGAAACUGUACCAAUUGCUUCCGGAGAAUCUGACGUGGAAAAUCUGGAUAACAAGGAGAUUCAGAGCAAGUCAGGCAAUGGAGACAGCAGAGAUAAAAUAAAGCAAUCUAGCUCAUCUGAAUGCAGUACCGUUGAUAUUGCUAUCUCUGAAGAAGAAGAAAUGGUAUAUGAAUGUGAAAAGGCAAAGUAUCUUAAAAAUGGUUUUGAACAAAGAUCUUCACCUGGUCAAAUCAGUAGAGUAUCCAAGAAAGCAAAAAUUUGGCAGAACAUAAGGAAAACCUGCUGCAAGAUAGUAGAAAACAGUUGGUUUAGGUGUUUCAUUGGCCUCGUGACUCUGCUCAGCACAGGUGCCCUGGCUUUUGAAGAUAUAUAUAUAGAUCAACGAAAGACUAUUAAAAUCUUAUUGGAGUAUGCUGACAUGAUCUUCACUUACAUCUUCAUUCUUGAAAUGCUUCUAAAGUGGAUGGCGUAUGGUUUCAAAGCCUAUUUUUCCAAUGGCUGGUACAAGCUGGACUUCAUGGUUGUCAUUGUGUUUUGUCUUAGCUUAUUAGGCAAAACUCGGGAAGAUUUAAAACCACUUACUUCCAUUAAGUUCCUUCGGGCACUCAGAGUUCUAUCUCAAUUUGAAAGAAUGAAGGUGGUUGUGAGAGGUUUGAUAAAAACAAUUUUACCCACUCUGAACGUGUUUCUGGUCUGCCUUAUGAUCUGGCUGAUAUUUAGUAUCAUGGGAGUACACUUAUUUUCUGGCACAUUCUAUGAAUGCAUUGACCCAACAAGUGAGGAAAGAUUUCCUGUAUCUGAAGUCGUGAAUCGGAGUCAGUGUGAAAACCUUGUGUUGAAUGAAUCCAUGCCAUGGGAGAAUGCAAAACUGAAUUUUGAUAAUGUUGGAAAUGGUUUCCUCUCUUUGCUUCAAGUAGCAACAUUUAAUGGAUGGAUCACUAUUAUGAAUUCAGCAAUUGAUUCUGUUGGUGUUAACAUGCAGCCUGAUUUUGAGUACAACCUCUACAUCUAUUAUUACUUUAUCAGCUUCAUUAUCCUUGGAUUAUUUCUUCCUCUGAGUAUGCUGAUCAGUGUUAUUAUUACUAAUUUCAACAAGCAUAAAAUAAAGCAAGGAGGCUCAAAUAUCUUUAUAACAGUAAAACAGAGGAAACAGUACCGUAAACUGAAGAGGCUGAUGUAUGAAGACUCCCCUAGACCACUACCUCGCCCAAGAAAUAAGUUCCAAGGCUUUGUCUUUGACUUGGUAACAAAUCAAGUUUUUAAUAUCAUCAUCAUGGUUCUUAUCCAUGUUCAAGCAGUAACCAUUAUGAUCCAAAGUGAUGAACAGAGUCAACAAAUGGAUAUUGCUGUCUACUGGAUCAAUGCAAUUUUUGUUAUAUUGUAUACUCUAGAAUGUAUACUGAAGCUCAUCUCUUUCCAUUGUUACUAUUUCACAAUCAUAUGGAACGUUUUCGAUUUUGUGGUGGUAAUCUUCUCCAUUACAGGGCUGUUUCUGCCUAUGACAAUAGGAUACUACCUUGUGCCUCCUUCACUUGUACAACUGAUCCUUCUCUCUCGGAUCAUCCACGUCCUGCGUCUUGGGAAAGGACCAAGGGUGUUCCAUAAUCUGAUGCUUCCUUUGAUGCUGUCCCUCCCAGCAUUGUUGAACAUUGGUCUUUUCAUCUUCCUGGUCAUGUUCAUCUAUGCGAUCUUUGGAAUGUACAAUUUUGCUUAUGUGAAAAAAGAAGCUGGAAUUAAUGAUGUGUCCAACUUUGAAACCUUUGGCAGCAGUAUGCUCUGUCUUUUUCAAGUUACAAUAUUUGCUGGUUGGGAUGGUAUGCUCAAUGCAAUUUUCAACAGUAAAUGGUCUGACUGUGAUCCUGAUAAAAUUAACCCUGGGACUCAGGUUAGAGGAGAUUGUGGUAACCCUUCUGUGGGGAUUUUCUAUUUUGUCAGUUAUAUCCUCAUAUCAUGGUUGGUCAUUGUUAAUAUGUAUAUUGUUGUGGUUAUGGAGUUUUUAAGUAUUGUUUCUAAGAAAAAAUCCAGGACCUUGAGUGAAGAUGAUUUUAGGAAAUUUUUUCAGGUAUGGAAAAGGUUUGACCCUGAUAGGACACAGUACAUAGACUCUAGUCAACUUUCAGACUUUGCAGCUGCUCUUGAUCCUCCUCUUUUCAUGGCAAAACCAAACAAGGGCCAGCUCAUUGCUAUGGAUCUUCCCAUGGCUGUUGGAGACAGAAUCCACUGCCUUGACAUCUUACUUGCUUUUACUAAAAGAGUUAUGGGAAAAGAUGCAAGGGUGGAAAAACUCCUCUCUGAGGUAGAAUCAGGGUUUGUAUUAGCCAACCCUUUUAAAAUCACAUAUGAACCAAUUACAACUACUCUAAAACGAAAACAAGAGGCAGUUUCAGCCACCAUUAUUCAGCGUGCUUAUAAAAGUUACCGCUUGAGGCAAAAUGACAAAAAUACUUCAGAUAUUCAUAUAAUAGAUGGUGACAGAGAUGUUCAAGCUACAAAAGAAGGUGUCUAUUUUGACAAAGCUAAGGAAAAAUCAACUAUUCAAAGCCAGAUCUAAUCCCUACUUAUCACCUCUUUACUUUCUUCAUAUAUCCCCCAAAUGCUAAAAGCUUAAGAAAUUAAAACAAUGAUCAGAGAGAGUGAAGCUAUCAAUUGUUUACACCUGGUAUGUGUUAAGCUUCUGUUCACAAGUCUUCAUGCCAAACUCACUUUUCACCUCUGUUCAGUCUAACCAAUCUAUCAAGAAAGACAGUCCUUAAAUAUUGCUGCAGUUAAAGUAAGUGACCUUUUGACAAUCCAGUGUUUUGCCUGCAUGGCUCAUUAGAUGUAGUGCCCACGAUAGAGGACGGAUGCAGGUGGUGGUAAAGAUUACCAGCCAAAUAGGUGUCCUUAUGUAUUUUACAUCUGCUUUAAUGGGCUUCUAGUUGCCACUACUAUGACUUAAUUACAGGUAAAGAAGGGCUCUCUUAAUAUAAGCUUUCUUUUUUAUUUGAUAAGUUAGAUUGGCAAUUUUUAUGGUAUCACAAAAAAAUAACCUUACACAAAACUAGUGAAAUCCUACAGAGCAUUAUAUCAUCAACUUGCUUAAACCAAUGCCAGUUGGAUCAAGGGAGGGUGCAGUUGUUUAUUAGGAAGUGCCUUUGAGAUCAAUCCCAGAGACUCUCAAGCUGAUUAGAACCAUUUUUUUGUGAAAGAUUGGUUGAAGCCCCCCUACCUUCUGUUUUUGUUUGUUCUUUUUUUUUCUUUUCUUUAUUUCUUCCCACCUCUUCCCUCCACCCCACUGGUAAUGGGAAUUAAUUAAUGGGAAUUAUUGUUCUUGGUUCCUGGUUUCUUAUCUUUUCCUCUAGUUCUAUCUAAGCUCCAGUUCUUCAGCAGGAUGAAUUCAUAAACAGAAAAACAUCCAUCCAUGAAACUGCCAUUAUGGCCUACAUUUUCCUCUCACUUCUUUUAGAGUAUACAUUUACUAAAAUGAUACCAUAAAUAAUACAUUAGUGGACCCAACUCUAUCUUAUUAUAAAUCUAAUUUUUUCCCAUUUAUCCUAGUGUAACAUUAAGUAUGUAUAACUUGGCAAAUGCAUGUUAUAAUAUCGAUUAGAAGAGCUGAAACCUACCAGUAUGUGUAGUGAUUUUCACAGUGUCUUGAUCUUCCUUGGAAAACUAGCCACUCCAAAGUGCUUUUCACUUUACAUAGGUCCUCAUAGCUUAAAGAAAGGAAAUGAGCAUUCGAACUCUGGGGGCUGUGAAUUGGGAGAUGAGAAUGGAAGUCAUCCUUUGAUAGCAUUAGUAUAUGCAGAUUAAGUUUCACUUACUUAUUUCUUUCUAAGCGUUUUAAUUUCAUCAUAUACAAAAGUAAUUUAUAAAUUGUUUAUAUUUCAGAAACUUUAAAAUUUGAAAUGUUAGUUUUCACCACUGAAAUUAUUCUUAAAGUUAGAAAGAUUUGUUUUGGGAGUUAUUCAUAAAAAAGUAGUCAUUUAUAUCCAUGUAGUUCAAGAAUCUGGUACUUACUCCAUUUGUAUGAAAACUAAUUUCAAUGUGCCUACAAAGUCCUAAAGGAUUCAAAAGAAAAACCUGCAUACUGUUGACUUAAAUAACAAGCUUUAAAAAGAUA
This is a messenger RNA of Ictidomys tridecemlineatus (thirteen-lined ground squirrel), 7008 nucleotides long. It is a transcript of the gene Scn7a, whose product is annotated as sodium voltage-gated channel alpha subunit 7. The record is from RefSeq and is a predicted model, not a curated record. Gene Ontology annotation, biological process: sodium ion homeostasis; sodium ion transmembrane transport. Gene Ontology annotation, molecular function: voltage-gated sodium channel activity; calcium ion binding. Gene Ontology annotation, cellular component: plasma membrane; voltage-gated sodium channel complex. NCBI's taxonomy places the organism in Eukaryota, Metazoa, Chordata, Mammalia, Rodentia, Sciuridae.